Messenger RNA from Aplysia californica (California sea hare), 1102 nucleotides. Its product is annotated as short transient receptor potential channel 2. Gene Ontology annotation, cellular component: glycosylphosphatidylinositol-N-acetylglucosaminyltransferase (GPI-GnT) complex; membrane. NCBI's taxonomy places the organism in Eukaryota, Metazoa, Mollusca, Gastropoda, Aplysiida, Aplysiidae. Gene Ontology annotation, molecular function: calcium channel activity. The record is from RefSeq and is a predicted model, not a curated record. Gene Ontology annotation, biological process: calcium ion transmembrane transport; GPI anchor biosynthetic process.
CAGGCCAUCAAAGAGAAGGAGCGGUCACGUGACCUGGUGGCUGCCAGUUCUUACUGUGAGCAGAUGGCGGUGGAGCUGACGGCGAUAGCCUCAAACGUGAGCAGUGCCAGGAAACUGCUCAAGUCGUUGGACCCUCACGGUGUCUCCUUCUUGGACGUGUUGAUAGAUAUGGAGCAGAAGGAGGUAAUGGCUCAUCCAGCCGUCCAGAAGUACCUCUCUGACGUGUGGAUGGGGGACAUUCGCUGGGCCAGCUGGAAGAUCAUCAUGUUGUUCUUCACCUUCCUGCUUAUCCCUCCUGUCUGGAUCGUCUUCUCCUUGCCAGUCAGACAUCAGUUCAACAAGGUUCCGAUCGUUAAGUUCAUGACAUACCUGGUGUCUCACUUCUACCUGAUGUUGUUGUUCUUCUUCACCAUCGUUGUUCCCCUGGUGCCCAUCUACCAGUCCACCAACCUUAUUCCGCACUGGUACGAGUGGCUACUGCUGGCCUGGCUCUCUGGCCUACUGGUCACGGAACUGACCAAUCCUGGAGACAGGAACGGCUUAGGCUGGAUCAAAAUUGUCAAUCUGGGUAUUUGCGCGGUUGGUACAGGUUUCGUCCAGUCUCCCUCCCUCAAUCCCAUCGACACGUUCGAGUUCCUUUUCUUCGCGCUCUUCGGCCUCACAGACCCAGAGAGUUUCCCGCCCCUGGACCGCAGCCCUUACUGGACGAUAGUGCUGAUGAAGAUUGUAUUUGGUACCUACAUGAUGAUCACAUUCAUCGUUCUCAUCAACCUACUUAUUGCCAUGAUGUCAGAUACUUAUCAGCGUAUCCAGCAACAGUCUGACGUGGAGUGGAAGUUUGGACGAGCGAAACUGAUCAGAAACAUGAACAAAACCUCCGCCACCCCCGCCCCUCUCAACCUGUUCACAAAACCCAUCUUCUACCUCAAGAUGGCCUGGAAACUCAAAUGCAAGCUGUGGAGCCCCAUGGCCAGCACGUACGUCCACGAGGAGGACCAGGACACGAUGUCCGAGAGCCGCUCUCUGGACAACUUCGGCAGCUCCGCCCACAGACUGUGGAAGAGGAAGAGUACAGUGGAGCCCGCUGGCGACAUGGGGCUAG